This is a messenger RNA of Osmerus eperlanus (European smelt), 1074 nucleotides long. Its product is annotated as RD3 domain-containing protein. The transcript is spliced from 3 exons. The record is from RefSeq and is a predicted model, not a curated record. The coding region runs from base 222 to 890 and encodes 222 amino acids. NCBI's taxonomy places the organism in Eukaryota, Metazoa, Chordata, Actinopteri, Osmeriformes, Osmeridae.
CACACUCACAUACUGUCUACUGUGGACCUACAUGGUAGCAAAGUAGUCAGGUAGUGGUGUAUGUAAGAGGGAGCUUUAUAAGACUUCUCUGGAAUUUUAGUUUUGCCUAUGGAAGUUUAUUUCUCAUAUGUUCACUGUUAAUGAUGCUGCAUUCCCCUUCUUCUUAAAAGAAGACUUCUAUUUGGCAAGAUUAUCCAAAGGUGUCAAUCAGACUUUUUAAGAUGUUCCCUUGGUCAGCAGUGUUCUCCCUGGAACCCAAGGUCCCUGGACAACGAACAGCAGAGGAGCUGGUCACCAACACACUGAUGCUGGAGCUGGGGGCCAUGGUGAAGCGCACUGAGCGCAUUCGCCUGGAGAGGGCGACAGAGGGCCGGCGCCGCCGGAGCUCAUCCUCUGCAGACUACAGCUGGCUGGCGGCCCAGCCUGCCAUCCAGCCCUAUGAGCUGACCCCCCGCGACCUGCUGGAGCUGCAGGACCUGUGUGCCAAGGUCCCACCGCCGGAGUGUGGUCCUGUUAUCGCCAGGUUCAGGAAACUGGUGACUGAGAUCGAGCCAGAGGUCCACGAGGUGCCACGCCUCUUCCGCACAGUUCUGCGGGACACUGUGGAGGGGAUAGAUGCAGACGACCACUUGAGGCUGCAGGCAGCACACUUCAACAAGCAGCGCAGCAAGAGCCUCUCUUUCGUCUCCUUCCGCUCCAAGUUCCGCACCAUCCACUUCAGGGGCGGAGCCCUGGGCGGCUCCCGUGGAAACCUGCAGGAGGAGGCCUCUUGGUACGAGGAGGAUGAGGUGGAUGAGGAAGAGGAGGUCAAUGCAGCGAGGGGAGCCAAGAGGGGCAGGAGUCUGAGCAUGCCUGACAUCACACCCAUAGAACAGAGUGCACAAGGCUGAGGGAGGGAGAGGCUGCAUGGGUGGAAGGAAGAGACAGAUAGUUGCCGAGAGGGGAGGGGUCGAAGGUAAGAUGAGAGGCUAGAUGGAUGGACUUUUUUUAUUUUGUUAAUAUUCUGAAUGUUGUGUAAAAAAUAAAUCUAAUUGUAAAACAAAUGAGAAUGUGAAUAAACUGUUGUUUUCAAAA